AUGCAAGCCCUGAAGGACCUGUCGGUGUACCACUGCAGCCCGUGCCCAGACCCCCACCGCAUGAUCAGGGACCCAGGCACCGGCGAUUGCAAAUGCAACGUGAGUUUCUCAGGUGGCACUUGCAUAGAUAUCGUGGACUACGACGAAAUUAACGACAGGCACCCCGCGAUUUCGGCAGUAGAGGUAACAUUCCGUGACUUGAUCGACGACCGCGAAGAGUUCUGGCAGUAUGGGCCCUUUGGUACCCAUUUGGGGCUCGAAGAGAGAUAUGACGACAUCAUGGAGGUGCUGAGCGUAGAUGGCAUCGGCAGCACCAUCCAAGUCACCAGCGCCAUGUUCAAAUGGCUGUAUAUGCGCUGCGCUGUUGGCUGCGAGGAUGGAAACGAGACCGCUUGCCAAUGCAUAUCGAACUUGUGUGUGCUGCAGCUGUACGAGGAUACGGCCACCGUGUGCACCGUGCUGACCGACUUCCUCUACUCGGGCCGCGAGACCGUGGACGGCUACCUUGGCUGGAGGGUGGGCAUGCCUUGGCUGUUCUACGCGCCUGCCACAGCCGACCAGACGCUCUACGACACCAGCCUGCAGUGGAAGUUCGUCCUGCAGGAUGAGGUGGAGGAGCCGCCGGGCUUCACACGUGCACACGUGCGCAAAUACACGUGGAGCCACGAGAGCGCGCGUGAACGCGUGCUUGGCGCGCACGCGCGUUUCUUUCACUAUCUAGUUCCCGCCUCGUCUAGUGCCAAGAGUUUGGCCUCGGCGGCUUCGGAGGAGCCUGCGCUGGCGAGGGAUGCCGGGUCCACGAACACGCUGUCGUUCUGGUUGGGCAGCUUCUCGCUCGAGGGCGAGUGGCUCGGGUGGUCCGAGCUGGGCUCACAGCUGAACCUCUGCUUGGAGCUGGGGGGCACGUCCCAGCGCCCGCAGGCGGCGCCGAGCGCCUGGAAGCCUGAAAAGGUAACGCAUUGGACCAAUUGCAACGGCGGCUGGCGGGCAAAGGUGAGGCAUAUCUGGGUGCCAGACAACGAUCUUACCGUUCUGCACCUGUGGGUACUGAGCACGCACCUCCGUUCGGAGCAGCUCCAGCCAAGUUCGCUCACCACCGAGUGCUCCGUGGGGCUCGACCAGCUCGAGCUCUGCGGCGAGAGCCCUCUCUUCCACGACCUGUUCGUGGAGAACGUGGACGGCUCGCUGGUACCAGUCCCUGUGCGCAUACUCAACCUCAUGCAGGGCCAGAAGAGGCCCAACCUCAACAGGAUACCCGAGGAUCUCGGCGACGACGUGUUCGUGCGCCGCUUUACCUUGUGCGACUCCCUCACGGGAAGGGAGGGCGGCCCAGAAGUUUACCAGGAUCCGCGGGGGUAUUCGCCUGUUGCCUUCCGCUGGGCCGCGCACAUGGCGGUGCAGGUGCGCUUGAGACCAGACAGCGACGGUCAGAUCUACGUGCCCGUGCUGUCAAUCGCCUAUGCCGACAAGAGGGAGGCGGGCACGGGCGACGGGCCUGUAGCCCCUGUCAGCUUCAAGGUCGAAUAUUCCAUGGAGACCGGCUCCUACUGGACGGUCGUUGUUGUGCUCUUCUCGAUCAUGCUUGUCGUGAUGGUGGCUGUCGCGGCUUUCCGCGUGUAUAUGAUCUCGCUUCGGUACCCGACGAUGCCAGCGGUCAUGGCCGCGGGCGACCCACAGAUCUUCGUGCCCAAGGCCGUCCUGAUAGGUCACGUGCUGACGGCCACUUGCUUCUCCCUGCUCUUCUGGUUCCACUUCUCGCAGGCGAUGUACUGGUACGUCCUGUUCAAGGCCCAGUCCGUGCCCCACGUGCUGCUGCCUUCGGCCUUCGAGGGCGACCAGUACGAGCCGCACGACGUGCUCAUCAUCCUCGGCUUCCUGCUGGGCUUUGCCACGGUCGCCCUCGGCCUCUUCCGGCAGCUGAAGGUCUUCAUCUUCCUCGUCGACUGGGAGCGUGGCCGCCAGCAGCCCGAACUCCCUCCAGGGUCGCCGCCGCACCAGGCCCCCGAGUACAUGCAGCAGCGGCCCGGCGGCGCCCUGGGGCCAGGGCCGUACGGGCAGCGCCCCCCGGCGGAGCACAUGCCUCAGGCGGUGGGCGCGCCCCUCCUCGCGCCCAGCGGCGGCCAGCCGCCCCGGGCGCCGCUGGACGCCCCGCCACCCGACCAGGAGCCGUUUCGCACGUCGUCGUUCGUGACGUGGCUAGUGAUGGUGGGGCUGCUGGAGGGCGCGGGCCUGAAGAACGGGGCUCGCUGGUACCCGCGAUUCUCGGGCGACGAGGCCAUGAUGACCGCGCAGUACAAUCCCUUCCUCCAGUUCGGGCUGAGCGGCUUUAUCUGGAUCCUGACCCUGUUUGCCCAGCUCCUCGUCCGCCGCGUGGCGAGCAUCUUCAUCGGCGACGACCUGAUCGACUUCAUCGACCUGUGCUCCGUCUCGAACGUGUCUGUAGUGUUGAUGGACGAGCCCUUCCACGGGUACUACAUCCACGGCCGGGCACCCAGCAACAACAGCGACGUCUGCCACACCGACUUGGCCAGGGCUCUGGCCAGGGAGGGCAAGGGGAUCGGCUUCGGCAGGGGCCUCACCGCGGACGACUGCCAGACCUUCGAGAUGUUCCUGCCCCCUGAGCUGGGGGUACAGGGCCCCACGUCCGCAGUCAACUUCCGCAGGGAGCUCCUGAGAAUCUUCAGCGACGUUCGCACCACUGACGCGGAGGUGGCCCAGCGCAGACCAGCCCGGCCCACCGAGGCAGACAUCGCGGAGAUGUCGCGGCACCGUUGCUCCGUGCAGGCGCUGAUCGACUCCUUCGUCCACGCCGUCAUCAGGAACGUGGACGAGGUGGUGCGCUACCGCUCCUCCAUGGACGCGUUCCUGGGCAUGCCCCCAAAGGGCGGGGUGGCGGCGCUGCGGUCGCCCGUGUUCUUCAGGGACCAGGACGGGCCCUCCUUCCCGAACGGCGUGGGGUGGUCUUCAUGCCUGGCCCACGGCGCGGAGGUCAGGUUCAUGGGCGUGGGCCUGCCGACCGGCUUCGAGUGGAACAUGCUGCUGCUGGAGUUCAUGCUCUUCUCGGUCGUCUGGCGCUUCUACGGCUCGAUCUACCUGGCCUCCGCGCUGGGCUUCGUGCUCAACAGGCUCGUGAUGGCGGUGUACGGCGAGGCUGGCAAGGCGCAGCUGGCGCACACGUCCAUCAUCAACCCGAUGUUCCUGAUAUGA
Molecule: messenger RNA, 3207 nt
Organism: Prorocentrum cordatum
Lineage: Eukaryota; Dinophyceae; Prorocentrales; Prorocentraceae
Source: the annotation of a GenBank genome assembly